This is a messenger RNA of Cercopithifilaria johnstoni, 564 nucleotides long. Lineage: Eukaryota; Metazoa; Nematoda; Chromadorea; Rhabditida; Onchocercidae. The record is from the annotation of a GenBank genome assembly.
AUGGGCUCGAAUCAACACGAAUCAGGAGAAAGCACCAAUGUUGCCGGAUCCAUCCCAGCUAACGAAAUCAAAGCAUUGAUAAAAGAGCCGCCGCCAGAAACAAACGAUUUUUAUUUCCAGCAAACAAUGCUACGUAUCAAAGAUCCUCGGAAAACGUUGCCAUUUUAUUGCAAUAUUCUGGGAAUGAGAUUACUGAACCAAAUGGACUUCCCAGAAGGAAAAUUUUCCUUAUAUUUCUUGGGCUAUAAGCCGGUAUCAGAAAUCCCCAGUGAUCCUAUAGAGCAGAGACGUUAUGCACUUUCGACAUUGGGAACAAUUGAAUUAACUCAUAAUUGGGGCACCGAGCACAAUCCGAAUUUCAGUUAUCAUAAUGGAAAUAAGGAACCACGCGGUUUUGGUCAUAUCGGUAUAGCAGUAAAGGAUGUAUAUGCAGCAUGUAAACGCUUUGAAGAAUUAGGCGUUCAGUUCGUGAAGAAACCCGACGAUGGUCGCAUGAAAGGGUUAGCAUUUAUUCAGGAUCCGGAUGGUUAUUGGAUCGAAAUAUUCAAUCCUUAUACUGUAUAA